CGCAAGUGUGCAAAUUACUUCCUGUUAUUGGUACUGUACGAGAUGUCUGCUACUUUGAAGCCUUACUUGAACGCCAUUAAGCACACUCUUACAGCAGCCAUUUGUGUCCAGAAUUUCAACUCACAAGUUGUUGAACGUCACAACAAACCAGAAGUAGAAGUCAAAUCAAGUAAAGAACUUCUUCUUACACCAGUUGUAAUAAGUAGAAAUGAGAAAGAAAAAGUAUUGAUAGAAGGCUCAGUAAAUUCUCUUAGAAUUAGUAUAGGUAUCAAACAGGCUGAUGAUAUAGAAAAAAUCUUGUGUCACAAAUUCACCCGAUUUAUGAUGCAAAGAGCAGAAAAUUUUGUUAUUCUUAGGAGAAAACCUGUAGAGGGGUAUGAUAUAAGUUUUCUUGUAACGAAUGUACAUACAGAAGAAAUGUUUAAGCAUAAACUUGUAGACUUUAUAAUUCAUUUUAUGGAAGAAAUAGACAAGGAAAUUAGUGAAAUGAAGAUAGCCCUUAAUUCUAGAGCUAGAUUAAGUGCUGAGGAGUUCCUAAAACGAUUCUGAUUCAGUCUUUUAUUUUAUAAAUGAUAGAAAAUGGUGCAGCAAAUACAUUUUUAAAACCAUUCCUUUAUGGAUACUUGUUCAGAAGAAAGAUUAAAGCAUGUCUCCUAGAUGUAUAUUCUGUGAAAGCUUAUAAGGAAAUUGUACAAUGAACACAGAAAUUUUAUUGUUAAGCAUGUAAAUUGGGGUUAAAAAAUUGAUAGAUAGACAAUUCUUGAUUAAGUUUGAAUUCCAUUAAUACAAUCAGACUUUUUAAAAUGAUCUAUGGGUAUUUCUGGUGUGCAUCGUCAUUUAAUUUUCAUUUGUUUUUGUAUUGUAAUACAACACUGCUGUUCAAUGGUGAAUUACUAUUUCUGAAAAAAGAAACUGCAAAUUUGUACUUUAUUAUGUAAUUAAAUUUGUGGAUUAUUUCAAGAAGUACAAAUAAUAAAUUUACAUUUUGCAGUCAGAUAUGAUUUAAACCAUAAAACAUCGAAGAUUUUAAGUGGUUAGGAAUAACAGUAUAUGAUUUUGGGGGUAGAUCUAUGUUACUAGGAAGACUGUGCUACAGUUUUAUAUAUAAAUAUUUUCAGUAACAAAAAUAGAGAGGGAAUUCUGAUUUUAAGCACUUCUGUUUACUUAAUGACUGAUUGUUAUUUUUAAACAUAUUUUUGCAAAAUGUUUUGAAAAUUUCCACCUUGUUUUGAAACUUUUUAUUACUAUAAUGUUAUUGUAAAACAUGAAGAUAUUAUUUUUACACUGCCUUAAGCACAACCACAUGACUACUCAAAAACACUCAGAUUGUUAAAAAAUUGAAAUACUUGUUUAGCUGUAAUUUUGUAUGCAUUCCAUGUGUGGGAAGGGGUUUCCAUCCUAAUUUUCCAAAAUUUUUGCAUGAUUUUAAAAAAGAAAAUCUGGCAAUGGGGCUCCAUACCUUAGACCCCUUCUCUUGAUCUGCAAAAAUGUUCACAAAAAUAUUUCUCAAAUGCCCCUCAUACUUCCCUAACUACCUGGCUGUAAAAUAACACCUUUCAGUGAGGAAAUCAGACAAGUCCAAAGGGGACUAUUAAACACAAACUUAUUUAUACUUAAAAAAUCUUUCAACAAAAUAAAAAAAAAUUAAUCCUUGAGAUGCAAAUUCUUAGUAUCUUUUGAUGUGAACUGUUGUAAAUAAGGUUUUUACCAUGAAUGCAGCAGUAUCAGUUAAUGUGAGCAAGACUUGCGUCAAAUUGUUUUCCCAAUAUCUUAAAAUAGCUGAUUAUUUUAAAUUUACAAAAUAAAAGAUUGCAUGCUUAUUUCCAUGUUAUUGAAUAGGGUAAGUAUGCAUUACAAUUAAUAACAUUUAACAACCAAUAUUUAGACCUUUUUACAAGGACUAAAAACAACAUUUACCAUUUUUUGCAUUUAUAAUAUUAGAGUUUUUUUCAGUUGUAAGACCUAAAAUGUGAAUAUAUUUUUCUGGGUGAACAAUAUAUGGCUUUCUUCUUUCACAGAGCUUUAUAUAUUCAAUGGUGAUAACAUUCAAUUAAAUGCAGUGGCAUAAGUUCAUUUGCUUUCACUUUUUUGUUGUUACAUUCCAGCCACUUAGGCUGAAAAAAAAGUUGUAUUGUAGUAAAUUCUUCUUUAGUUCUGAAAUAGUCUGAACCCAUUCAAGAAUGGUGCUAAAUUAAACUGAAAUUGGGUAUCUGACAUAAGAAAACAAUAUUUUACAUGCAUUUUCACAGCUUUCUAAAUUGUGUACUUUAAUAGAUGAUUGCUUAUUAAAAGCUUCUGUCAUUGCAUAUAAAGGCAGUUUUUUUUAGGAAAAGUAGCUUGUAGCAUUUUCAAGAUUUAAUAGUUUGGGAAGGGGGAGGGCUUCGCUAAUGAAGUUUAGGUAACAUCUUUAAUCUGUCUCAGUAUUAUUUUGUAUAUAAUUUUUUAUAUCUGUGGACAAUAUUUGUGACAGAAUCAGAACUUAAGAAAAGUGACUUGGAAGAAGUUUGUUGGCCAAAACCAGGUGCUACAGUUUAACACCUAAAUUCUUUACAUUGGUUUUCCCUUCAAAAUAAUAUUGACAUAUUUGAUAAUGAUGUUCAUUAAUAUGCUUCUUUCUAUCUAUUAAAGUUUCCUUUAUGUACCAAUAUGUGUUAGUUUUGGUAAAUGAUAGACACUACUAUUAGUGUUACAUUUGAUAUGAAUUAUGGUUCAGUCUCCAUGCUAUAGAAAAAUUUCAAAUAAAAUACUAUCAUGAAUAUCAAAGCUGUGUAAUUUUAUAAAAGAAUUCUAUAAACAUGUAAUCAUUUUGUACAUAUAUUUAUACUUAUAAAGGGUAUAUUAUAAAUUAUAUGCCUAGCAAUAAACAAAAUCUAUAAAAAGUUUA
This is a messenger RNA of Mytilus californianus (California mussel), 2884 nucleotides long. Its product is annotated as actin-related protein 2/3 complex subunit 4. The transcript is spliced from 6 exons. Gene Ontology annotation, molecular function: actin filament binding. Gene Ontology annotation, biological process: Arp2/3 complex-mediated actin nucleation; actin filament polymerization. The coding region runs from base 43 to 549 and encodes 168 amino acids. The record is from RefSeq and is a predicted model, not a curated record. Lineage: Eukaryota; Metazoa; Mollusca; Bivalvia; Mytilida; Mytilidae. Gene Ontology annotation, cellular component: actin cytoskeleton; Arp2/3 protein complex.